CCAUUAAAGCUCAAGCUCAUUUCAUGUUCCUGUAUUUGGCCACCGCCAUUUCUGCCCAAUUAGCUCAUUAUCCUUUCACCAUGAAAUUUAACCCUUCCCCAUUUUUGAAUGUGAAAAAUCAUUUUUACUGCUACUUUUACCCAACAAUUGUCAACUAUCUCGGAAUCGAAUAAUUUCCAUGGAGUUUAGUGAACGGGUCACAGUCGGACACACUGUUGCUUGAUUAGUAGAUUGGCAGAGAUCGUCGUCAGACAUCGCUGUCGCCUGUCUGCAAUAGGAGAGUCACUAUUGUAAUGUAAAAUAUUGACUUGGCCCAUCAUGCUUGAUUGUGCGAAUCCCUAAUUCUCCGACACACGCGCCGCCUCCAUCCUCCGUAUAACGGUGCACCGAGAUCUGGACCUGAACAUGGAGGCUGGAUCGGCGAGGAAGGAGGGUUUAUCCUCUGCUGAAGCAGUCUUGUUUGGUGCCCUAGCUCCUGGCGUCAACGGUCCGACUUGGAACACGCUGAAGAUCGCUUUUUUUAUGCUGGGGAUGUGCCUCGCUGCGAUGCUGGGUUUAGCCUUCUCUUUUAGUGAUUCUUCGUUGAUUUUCCAUGUCACGUUCCUUCUUCUGAUUGCUGGCACCCUUUUCUUCCUCCUCUGCAGUUUUCUUGCUCAAACUGGUCUUGUUUCCGUUGAGCAACAAAUGCAAGAAAUUGGGAUCGAACCUAAAGAUGCCGGCGACAAUCAAAGCAAGAAAAGUAGUUGAUUUUUUUCAGAAAGUAACUCAAUAUAGUUUUGCAACUGAUACACUCAUUGGAUUCAUUUUUGAACUGAAGCAAAAGCUUGUUUACAGUAA
Messenger RNA from Andrographis paniculata, 837 nucleotides. RefSeq lists its product as uncharacterized. Bases 406 to 747 code for a protein of 113 amino acids. NCBI's taxonomy places the organism in Eukaryota, Viridiplantae, Streptophyta, Magnoliopsida, Lamiales, Acanthaceae. The transcript is spliced from 4 exons. The record is from RefSeq and is a predicted model, not a curated record.